Molecule: messenger RNA, 2703 nt
Organism: Melanotaenia boesemani (Boeseman's rainbowfish)
Lineage: Eukaryota; Metazoa; Chordata; Actinopteri; Atheriniformes; Melanotaeniidae
Product: transcription factor IIIB 90 kDa subunit-like
Exons: 19
Coding region: 231-2348 (705 amino acids)
Biological process (GO): transcription preinitiation complex assembly; DNA-templated transcription initiation; transcription by RNA polymerase III
Cellular component (GO): transcription preinitiation complex; transcription factor TFIIIB complex; nucleus
Molecular function (GO): TBP-class protein binding; RNA polymerase III type 3 promoter sequence-specific DNA binding; RNA polymerase III general transcription initiation factor activity
Source: RefSeq, a predicted model, not a curated record
AGCUGCGACGUCACAACAGCGCGCCACCAGAGGAAAACAAACUAUUAGAAUCUCGUCUGUGAUCAGUUCAUGACAAUUUAUUGAUCAUCUUAGAACGAUUCAGCUCCGCUGGCGGAUUCUGAAUAAAACAUGAAGCCUACGGUUCGAGCGAGGUUGUAACUUCCGGUCCAGACUCUGGUGUCGUCUACUGGCUGCUUCUGUUAACGGUGUGCUGACGUUUGACCCCCACCAUGAGCUCUCGAGUGUGCAAGACCUGCGGGGGAUCAGACAUCGAUGUGGACCAGGCUCGGGGCAGUGCCGUGUGCACUGGCUGCGGUUCGGUUCUGGAGGACAACAUCAUCGUCUCUGAAGUCCAGUUUGUGGAGGGAAGUGGAGGCGUGUCUUCUGCGGUGGGACAGUUUGUCUCAGCUGAUGGUCCAGUUAAAGCUCCUCUGCUUGGUUCUGGUUUCCACACUAAUGUUGGGAAGGAGUCCCGAGCUCAGACCCUGCAGAACGGUAAACGUCAGAUCCAGCAGCUCGGCAGUCAGCUGCAGCUCAACCAGCACUGUCUGGACACGGCCUUCAACUUCUUCAAGCUGGUCGUCAGUAAACACCUGACCCGAGGACGCAAGAUGGAGCACGUCAUCGCCGCCUGCCUCUACCUGGUGUGUCGCACCGAGGGGACCCCUCACAUGUUGCUGGACCUGAGUGACCUGCUGCAGGUGAAUGUUUACAUCUUGGGAAAGACCUUCCUGCUGCUGGCACGAGAGCUCUGCAUCAACGCUCCCGCCAUCGAUCCCUGCCUCUACAUCCCACGCUUCGCUCACAUGUUGGAAUUUGGGGUGAAGACUCAUGAGGUUUCCAUGACAGCUCUUCGUCUGGUUCAGAGGAUGAAGAGGGACUGGAUGCACACGGGACGGCGACCGUCCGGACUCUGUGGAGCAGCUCUCCUGGUCGCAGCCCGGAUGCACAAGUUUCGACGUUCAGUGAAGGAUGUGAUCAGUGUGGUGAAGGUGUGCCAGACCACCCUGAGGAAGAGGCUGACAGAGUUUGAGGACACGCCCACCAGUCAGCUGACCAUCGAUGAAUUCAUGAGGGUAGAUCUGGAGCAGGAAUGUGACCCCCCCUCCUUCACCGCCGGACAGCACAAAGCCAAGAUGCAGCAGCUGGAGCAGGAGCUGUCCCGUAAACUGGACGAGGUGGAAGGAGAGAUCAGCUGCUACAAAGAUGAGAUCGAGAUCGAGCUGGAGAAGAGUCAACCCAAACUGAGGGGAAUCUACGCCGCCUACACAAAGGAAAUUGCUCCUGAGGAGGAGGAGGAGGAGGUUCUGCCCUCCCCCUCUGAGCCCGAUGAGGCAGAGAAAGAAAUGGCUGAGCUCCAGGCUGCCACCCAACACCUCACCCAGGACUUCCUGUCCCAGGUGAUCCAGGAGGAACAGGGGCUAGGCAAAAAGCCAGAUGAUGGCAUCGGUGACCAGAGGGUGGAGCCAGAGAUGGAGGGGGUGCGGCCACCUCAUCAGAUCAACCCUCUGACUGCCAUCCUGGGAAAGCUGCCGAGUGCCGCCACCCUGGGCCUCCAGGAGACCUUUCAGCCCUUUGAAGGGUCAGAAAAUGGCGGGAAAGCAGACGAUGACCUCUCUCAGAGUGGAGAGUUGGACCUGGAAGGUAUUGAUGACCAGGAGAUUGAUAAGUACAUCCUGAAUGACAACGAGGUCGAGGUGAAGACGGAACUGUGGAUGAGGGAGAAUGAGGAAUACCUGAGGGAGCAGAAAGAGAAAGAAGAAAGGAUAAACAAAGAGAAGGAAGAGGGAACCUACAAGGAGAAGAAGAAGAAGAAAUACAGGAAGCGGGAGCAGAUUGAAGCAUCAACAGCAGGCGAGGCCAUUGAGAAGAUGUUGGAGAAGAAGAAGAUCUCCAGUAAGAUCAACUACGACGUCCUCAGAGAUCUGAACAGGGGGGCAGGAAGUGCUAGCACGUCCACCUCCGACCCUCCGGAUGCCACCGCCACCCGUAAGCGACUCAACCGCCGCCGUCGCAGGAAGACCAGUGAAGCCAAUCAGGACCUCGCCGCCAACACGACCAUCAUGGGGAAGAGGUUCAGACACCUCAUUUCAUCCCCACCAAAGAAGAAGAAAACAUCUGUUCAGGUAAAGAACACUGUCACCAUGACAACAGAAACAGCAACAGAGUCUGCGGCUGAAACACCUCCUGAUCCCGUCCCCGAAACUGUCUCCGCCUCCCAAGAGGCUCCGCCCCCUGCAGAAGAUGAGGAGGAAGAGGAGGAGGUGGAGGUGGAGGAAGAGUGUGUCAGUGCUCUGCAGCUGGUUGGAGAUUACGGCUGUGAAGCAGAAGAAGAGGAAGUCUUUUAGCUGCGCCGCGCUGACCUUUGACCCCUGUAAAUAAACUCCGUCCUGACUGAAGAUCUGAUGCAGCUGAUCACUGAUCAAUAAGCUAACAGCAGAGAGAAUCACUGCACUUCUGGUUUAAAAGCUCCUUGACUUUUAGAUGAGAUGAAUUGUUUUGUGUAAAUUUGUUUUUGUUGAUCACUGAUCUUUUUAUUGAUCCAAGCUCCUGAUGUUCAUGUUGUAAGUUUGUGUACUUUUGUAACGACACACUUUUAUCAGCCUCAGUAUGUGUAUAUAUGUGUGUGUAUUUUAAAUGAACUUGUUUCUGAUGUGCAAACAAACAAUUAUGAGGCAAAAAAAAAAAAACAUUUCUUUACAA